Pteropus alecto (black flying fox) is the source of this 1599-nucleotide messenger RNA. RefSeq names its product tRNA methyltransferase 12 homolog (gene TYW2). The record is from RefSeq and is a predicted model, not a curated record. Bases 109 to 1413 code for a protein of 434 amino acids. The transcript is spliced from 2 exons. Gene Ontology annotation, molecular function: tRNA methyltransferase activity. NCBI's taxonomy places the organism in Eukaryota, Metazoa, Chordata, Mammalia, Chiroptera, Pteropodidae. Gene Ontology annotation, biological process: tRNA methylation. Gene Ontology annotation, cellular component: cytoplasm.
GCGGCGGGGGCGUCGCUCUUCCUGCUGCGGCCGGGGCUGGACCUGGGGAGGUGAGUGGGCUCGGAGAAGAGCGAGUCUCACGCAGGGAAUCCGAGAGCAUGUGGGACUAUGGAAAGGGAAGGUGGGAAGCCCGCGGCUGUUGUCGCAGUCGUGACUGAGCCUCGGUUUACCCAGCGAUACAGGGAGUAUCUCGAGAAGGAGAAACUCCUGGACAGACAGCACCGUGUGGAAAAGAUGCCGGAUGGCACCGUCGCGCUGCCCGUGCUGGGAGAGGCCCUCCCCGAGCAGCACCUGCGGGAGCUGAGGAAUCGUGUGGCUCCCGGCAGCACUUGCAGGCUAACGCAGCUCCUGCAUCCUGUUCCUUCAAAGAAGGCUCAGGGUCGUUCACCUGCCCAAAGGCUGUGCCUUGAGGUGAGUCGCUGGGUGGAGGGCCGGGGAAUGCCAUGGUCAGCUGAGUUGGAGGCUGAUUUGCCCCGAUCUUGGCAACGACACGGUAACCUCUUGUUGCUGAGUGAGGACUGUUUCAAGGCCAAGCAGUGGAAAAGCCUGGAACCAGAACUCUGGGAAACUGUUGCCUCGGCACUUGGCGCCCAGCGUUUGGCCAAACGAGGGCGGGUAUCACAGAAUGGUACUCGAACUCCAGCAGUGACUCUGCUUUUGGGUGACGAUGGCUGGGUUGAGCAUGUGGAUAACGGGAUCCGAUAUACGUUUGACAUAACCCAGUGCAUGUUCUCCUUCGGGAACAUCACUGAGAAGCUUCGGGUGGCCUCGCUGCCCUGUGUUGGACAAGUGCUGGUGGAUCUCUAUGCAGGAAUUGGUUAUUUCACUUUGCCCUUCCUAGUUCAUGCCGGUGCUGCCUUCGUCCAUGCUUGUGAGUGGAACUCCCAUGCUGUAGUUGCUCUGAGAAAUAACCUUGAGAUCAAUGGAGUAGUAGAUCGGUGCCAGAUACACUUUGGGGAUAACAGAAAACUGAAGCUCUCAAACAUUGCAGACAGGGUGAACCUGGGGCUGAUUCCCAGCUCGGAAGAAGGUUGGCCCAUUGCCUGCCAAGUGCUACGAAAGGAUGCUGGGGGCAUUUUGCAUAUCCACCAAAAUGUGGAAUCUUUCCCAGCGAAGAAUCUCCAGCCUUCUGGAAGCGGUGAAAUAGAGAAGGAGCAUUGGCCUUAUCCUCAGCAAACUGUCACCAGCCAAAGGGAAAAUGGAGCUACCAGGGAUUCUAAGACAAAAGUGGAGUCAGCAGCCACCAAGCCAGAGUGGCACAGGUGGGCAGAAUCUGCAGAAACUCGCAUUGCCACUCUUCUUCAGCAGAUGCAUGGGAACCCGUGGAAGACAAAAAUCUUGCACAUCCAACCAGUGAAGUCCUAUGCUCCUCACGUGGAUCACAUAGUUCUGGAUCUGGAAUGCCGCCCCUGACCUCUGGUUGGCUAGAGAAGGUGGAUCCUGAGACGUGAGGCCCUAUGCGUAUAUUUAUAUCCAGUAUUGUUCUGAUAUUGUCACAGCGAUCACUUUUCAAGUUUUACAUGUACAGCUCAGCCUUUCUGUUAGCUGCAACUUCAGUGUUGGUAAACUAUUAUGCUUCUUUGCACAUUGACUUCUAUG